AUAGAGAUACAGACCAUUUGUGUUAUUUACAAAAUCAUGGCAAUGUGUCUAAUAUUUGCAGCAUGUGUAUUGAUUUUGACAGUUCUUUGGAUAUAUAUUGGAAAAGACUGGUCAUUUAGCUUUCUUGCAAAUGCUAUGUUUUUUCCAACACUACUUCUUCCAUUGUUUGUGGAAAACUACGUCGAGUUUAUCAUUACCAUUACAGGAAUAAAUGAGAUACAAAAGUCACUGUUGUAUUCCUUUGUUGCUAUUAUAGCUGUGUAUGUAUUGGUAUAUGGGUGUGUUGCUUUGGGUACAUUGCUGUCAUGGGCAACUAAAGUAGAUAUGCCUACUCAGGGCGGCAAUGCAAUCCAUGAACAUAAUUCUGAUAUAAUAAAAGGUUUUAUAAGAGCAGCCGGUGAGGAGAUUGGAUGGAGAUGUUACCUUCUUCCCUGUCUACUUUCCAUUUAUUCACCAACUUUAGCAUUGUUGAUUAGUGGUAUUAUUUGGGGCCUAUUUCAUGUGCCAGUCAUGAUACUGCUGACCUACAAGUUAAAAGUACCAAGACCAUACUUAACAAUAUUUGUACAAUCUCUGUCGUGUGUUCUUAUGGCUUAUCUUAUUGGAUGGAUAGCAGUUAAGUCAAAAUUUUCCUUAUGGGCUUGUUCUAUCUUGCAUUGUGUCUGGAACAGAGUAAAUCCUAGUAUACUGGGAAGUAUAUAUACGCAAACAUCAGGAGAAUAUAAAGGAGAACAGUGGAAAAUCAACGGCGAAGGACUUGCUGGAUGCCUUGUAUUUUUGCCCGUAGCAUUAUUGUGUGUGUAUGAUCUUGAUUUUACCAUCCUAUGA
Molecule: messenger RNA, 828 nt
Organism: Mytilus trossulus (common blue mussel)
Lineage: Eukaryota; Metazoa; Mollusca; Bivalvia; Mytilida; Mytilidae
Exons: 5
Coding region: 37-828 (263 amino acids)
Biological process (GO): CAAX-box protein processing
Cellular component (GO): membrane
Molecular function (GO): metalloendopeptidase activity
Source: RefSeq, a predicted model, not a curated record